Messenger RNA from Meyerozyma guilliermondii ATCC 6260, 1365 nucleotides. RefSeq names its product phosphopantothenoylcysteine decarboxylase complex subunit. Gene Ontology annotation, cellular component: phosphopantothenoylcysteine decarboxylase complex. Gene Ontology annotation, molecular function: FMN binding; phosphopantothenoylcysteine decarboxylase activity. Lineage: Eukaryota; Fungi; Ascomycota; Pichiomycetes; Serinales; Debaryomycetaceae. The record is from RefSeq and is a predicted model, not a curated record. Gene Ontology annotation, biological process: coenzyme A biosynthetic process. The transcript has a single exon. The coding region runs from base 1 to 1365 and encodes 454 amino acids.
AUGGCAAAUGACGGAAUCACUCCGCUGGUUUCCUUCUGCGACGACGGCUCCGACCGUGCCAGGAGGUUCACCAUAUCCGCCCAGCCAUCCUCUGCUAAUAUAGCAACCAUACCUGCUUUGGAAAGGCAGGGUUCAAUCCAAAAAACUUCUCGCAACAAUUCUAUAAAUGACAAUGAUGUUAUGCUGUUUAUUGCCAAGGGUUCGCACCCUCGAAACACUCCGUUGAAGUUGAACCACGACUAUAUCACUUCCAGCAACGAAUCUUCUCGAGGAAACUCUCGGGUGGCGUCGCCAGUGUCACCGGGCCAUGGUCGCCAGCACCAGUAUUUUGACAAGUCGCCGUCGCCUCCUAACGGGAAAAGCGAAAAGGAAAGGGAUGGAAUUGAAAGAGGCUCUGGAGCCAGAGUUCCUUCCGUCGAGAUUCCCUCGCGCAAAGGCUCCGUCAAAAAGUCCAACAAGACCAUCGUGGCGUCGCCCAUUGGCCCGCCGGUUCCUUUCCAAGAAUACUUGUCGAAAGAAGACGAUGGAAAAAUUCACAUUCUUCUCGCAUGCACCGGGUCCGUUGCUACCAUCAAAGUGCCGUUGAUAUUGGACCGGUUAUUCCAGAUCUUUGGCAAGUCCAAGAUCUCGAUCCAGCUCGUGGUCACCAAGGCUGCUACCCAUUUUCUCAAGGGCCUCAAGAUUCGUAAUGACGUCAAGAUUUGGCGAGACGAAGACGAAUGGGCCAAUUACGACGUGGCGACCACCACUACCACCACCACCUCUUCACAAACAAAAAAGACCAAAAAUCCGUUUGAAAAAAUGAUUCUCCACAAUGAAUUGCGUCGCUGGGCCGAUAUCAUGUUAAUUGCACCAUUGUCUGCCAAUACUCUCGCCAAAAUAACCCAUGGAAUCGCCGAUAACUUGGUGACGUCGAUCGUCCGUUCUUGGGGCUCCUUGAAUUCGUCUUCAACCACACCAAAGAAGCCCAUUUUGGUGGCCCCAGCUAUGAAUACUUUUAUGUACACCCAUCCUGUCACCGCCAAACAACUCCAAGUGAUUUCGUCCGCAGAGUAUGGGUUUGGAAUCGAGAUUCUCAAGCCGGUGGAAAAGGUGCUUGCUUGUGGUGACAUCGGAAUGGGAGGAAUGAGGGAAUGGGUGGAUAUCGUGGAAACGUUGCGACAGCGGAUAGGCGCCAUAAGCAACUUUAAUGAGAAACAGAAAGAGGGUGAAGAAGGCGAAGAGGAAGACGAAGAUGAGGAUGAUGAGGAUGAUGAUGACGAUGACGACGAUGACGACGACGAUGAUGAUGAUGAAGAAGAGGACGAAGACGAUAAGGACGCUAAAAAAGAUCCAUCGCUCAUUUUUGAUAUCUCCAGUACAUAA